Messenger RNA from Aspergillus candidus, 1128 nucleotides. RefSeq lists its product as uncharacterized. The record is from RefSeq and is a predicted model, not a curated record. The transcript has a single exon. NCBI's taxonomy places the organism in Eukaryota, Fungi, Ascomycota, Eurotiomycetes, Eurotiales, Aspergillaceae. Bases 602 to 946 code for a protein of 114 amino acids.
CGCCGGGCCUGGGUCUGCCCCCGCCCCAGCCCGGUGCACCGCAGCUGCCGCCCCCGCCAGGCAUGGCCUCGUCGGCGGAUGCGCGCUUUACGCUCCACGCGCCCCCGCCGUCGGCCACCAAGCCGGGCCCAGACGGUCUUCCCACCAAUGGCGGCCAUCGGGCCGGGCCCCCCGAUGGUGGCUACAUCGAUCCUGGCCGGGAACGGGAGGACAGUCUGUGGCGGUACAUCCGGACGGUUCACGACGAGCUGGGCGCGCUGAAAAGCGAGGUUGCGACGCUCCGCGCCCAGCUGGCGUCCCAUGCCGGUCCCACCGACCACAGCAACAGUCUCGCCGCCCCGGCGGUCUCAUCGGCACAACUGGCGGGACAUGAGACCAGUUCGGCCAGUCCGGCGCACCGGUGAGCGGCGACGUUUUGGAAUAUGCUCGCCUUUGUAGCCCGCACUCCCUCCAUUCUUUAUAAUAAUAUUUUUAUUUUUUUUUUAUCCAUUUUCCCUCUCCUGGCACCGCUCGACUGUCUCCUCUCUAUUGUGGUCUUUUUAUUCCCCCCCCUACAUCUUCAGUGUCUGGCCUAUACUCCUUCGCGGGAUUUUUUCCGUCCAUGCUCUUCCUUCCCUCUUUCUGGUCUCGCCAUCCGCCUCUUAUCGCUUUCAUGAUACGCCGAACUGAUGAUGAAAAUUGGAGUCUCCGAGACGCGAUCUUUCUGACACCGUGUGCCCUGACCCAUCCCGGCAUUCUGUCUCUUCACCCCCUGUCCUAUACGACGGUUCAUUUUAUUCUAUUCUCCUACAAGAUGCUUAGUUUCUUCUGCGUCGGAUUGUUGCUUGUAAUCAUCCUCCCGUCAUCUUUCCCCCACUUGCCUGUCUUAGCCUUCUUGUCUGUAUUGAGCAUGUUGUACGUAUUGCAUCAGCAUUAUCUUGUCGGAUCCAAGGAGCCAGGAGUCUAGGGGCACAAUCGGGUUCCUCUUUAUUUUCCUCGUCCUUCUUAUCUUUAUUCAUCUUCUAUCUAUCCUGUUAUCGCUUGAUAGUCUAACCGUUUUGGAUUUCUUUGUUCAUACUUUAUGGAGGCAUUAAUGCAACCGAUCAGAUCCACACAUACGAGAGAUCUUGGACAGAAUUAUCCAUUGAU